AUGGCAGAGCUCUGCGGGAGGCUCUGGCUGCUCCAGAGGAACCUCUGCCUCCUGGCUCUGCUCACAGGUGGGAUCUCAGCAGACACCAGGAACAGCACAGGUAACCUCUCAGACCGGUGCCCGCCGGUGCAGCAGCAGCCGCGCUACCUGGCGGCCAAGAAGAACACUCCUGUCUACUUCAUCUGCUCCACCCAGCAGCCCCACAGCAUGCAGUGGUACAAGACCAGCCAAGGCAGCAGGGAGGUGCAGGAGCUGGACCACAACACCUCCCGUUACAGCUUGGAGCGCAGCAACAGCUCCAUCAACUUCACCAUCUUCAGCAUCCGCUACGAGGACAACGGAGUCUACACCUGCGACAGCAGGAACCUGACAGCUCAGGGCAGGAGGCCACACCUCUGUGGCACAGAGCUCAGGGUGAUGGGUCACAGCAGUGCCCAGCAGCUCCGGAACAGGAACACCCUGAAGGAUGCCAUCAUCAUCAUCCAGUCCAUCCUGCUGGUCAUCUUCAUCAGCGUCCCUGUGCUCCUCUUGCUGGAUAAAGGUGAAGCCAAGGAAAGCCCAGAGGAGGACCACACCUACGAGGGCCUGGAGGUGGAGCAGAUGGCUACCUACGAGGACAUUACUCCUUUCCGGGACAUGAAGGUCAAGUGGACAGUUGGGGAGCACCCAGGUGAAGAGUGA
Messenger RNA from Pogoniulus pusillus (Red-fronted tinkerbird), 681 nucleotides. RefSeq names its product CD79b molecule (gene CD79B). The record is from RefSeq and is a predicted model, not a curated record. Gene Ontology annotation, cellular component: B cell receptor complex; external side of plasma membrane. Gene Ontology annotation, biological process: B cell receptor signaling pathway; B cell differentiation. The coding region runs from base 1 to 681 and encodes 226 amino acids. Lineage: Eukaryota; Metazoa; Chordata; Aves; Piciformes; Lybiidae. The transcript has 6 exons.